Aedes albopictus (Asian tiger mosquito) is the source of this 823-nucleotide messenger RNA. Its product is annotated as trypsin-7-like. Bases 9 to 767 code for a protein of 252 amino acids. Gene Ontology annotation, molecular function: serine-type endopeptidase activity. The record is from RefSeq and is a predicted model, not a curated record. The transcript is spliced from 2 exons. Gene Ontology annotation, biological process: proteolysis. NCBI's taxonomy places the organism in Eukaryota, Metazoa, Arthropoda, Insecta, Diptera, Culicidae.
CAGUUACAAUGAAGACGUUUUCCGUUCUUCUUCUCGUGUCUUUCACGAUCCAGUUCUGUAUCACUUUCGGGUCUGUUCUCAAGACUCAUGACAAGAUCGUUGGAGGAGAAAUCGUGAAUAUUGAACAAUUUCCUUAUCAGGUGGCAGUGCUUGAUGUGGAUAACCAAAUUUGUGGUGGCUCAAUAAUCAGCGAUAGAUGGAUCCUAACGGCAGCCCAUUGCACCGAUGACACCAUCCCCCGCUAUCUAACCGUUCGAGUGGGUUCAUCAUUCCACCAGCACGGUGGAGUGGUUCAUCAAGUGGAUUCAGUCGUUCAACAUCCCGAUCAUGUUCCGUACAGUUGGUUGACCGACUUUGCCCUGCUGCAGCUGACGACUGCGUUAGAUUUUCGACUUGCGACCGUACAACCCAUUCCGUUGGCAUCGUCCGACUCGGAUUUGGAUUUCGACUUUGAUUGUGUGAUUUCCGGAUGGGGCAAAACUCUGAACGAUUCGCAGAGCACCGAUCAGCUGCGAGCGGCACAGGUUCGAUUGGUUCCCCAAGAGCAGUGUAACGGGUACUACGAUGGAAAGGUGGACGAGGAGACGAUGGUGUGCGCUGGGGAAGCCGGUCGGGACUCGUGCCAAGGCGAUUCCGGAGGGCCCCUAAUUGGCCGGGGGAAACAGGUUGGCAUUGUUUCUUGGGGGAAAGGAUGCGGUGACUAUCCGGGGGUUUAUGCUAAUGUUGUAUUUGCAAGAGGUUGGAUCAGGAGCGUUACCGGAUAUUGAAUCGAAUAAUAAAGGAAACAAUAUCGUUUAGGAAUAAAUUUUCUCUGUCGAACUGA